CCCCAGCACCAGCAUCUACCAAGCAUUCGAAUGAGCGUUGCCAUAUUCGCUACUGACUACCAUCGAGGAAUUCCCAGAGGAUUGCUAGUACGGUCUGACCCGCUAUGAAGAUCCAUUGCAUUCCUUGGACAGAAAGGCAACAGAAAAGCUCUGCAUCCCUACAGAUAGUGAAGAUUCGCGCGAAUUGGCAUUCUCCAUUCCCUACCGAGUCCAGAGAUACCAUAAGCUAUGCUUUUGGUUCCAGGGAGAAAGGCGAGCUCAGAAAUGGCACCACUGGAGAUCGCGUUACAGCGGGGAACAAGACGACGUUCGAUAGUGUUUACGAAUACAUGUUGGUGAAAGGGUUCGGGGUUGAGAAGAUUAUGCAUCUCUCGUCAUGUCAGCAGCCUUCGAUUGCGCUGAAUGAGAAGAGCAUCUCCUCUUCGCCUCGAUUCAGUGAACAUCGUUACUUUUUCUUCUUCGAGAACUCCGAGUCUCUUUUGCCCUCACUGACUGCCCGUCAUAUCUAGGGUUACAACGGAUACUGUAGCCUCUGUCUAGACAAACGGGUCGACGUACUGCAUCUCAAGCAAUCCACUCGGUUCGUAGUGUG
Molecule: messenger RNA, 592 nt
Organism: Desarmillaria tabescens
Lineage: Eukaryota; Fungi; Basidiomycota; Agaricomycetes; Agaricales; Physalacriaceae
Exons: 2
Coding region: 105-509 (134 amino acids)
Source: RefSeq, a predicted model, not a curated record